AUGAUGGUCCAACUCUUCAAUGUUGGUUGAUAGGAUGAAGCCACUGUGUUAGAAAUCGAGUGAAAGUCGGAUGAGCCUGUAGGCAACCUGACUUAAGAAAGCGCAUUGAACCAGUUCGCCCUUCCGUUCACACGAUAAGCCAGCGCCGUUCAACGGCUCACAUCCGAUCUUUACCCGAUUUAGAACACCGGUUUUACCCCACAAACAUAAAAAAAGUCAUUUUACUAGUCACCAUGGAACUAGUGUCUUUCAGGAAAGAAGUAAAUGGAAAAUAAUUUUUAUCCAGACGCUUAUCGUUUCAGUUGUAAAUUUAAACGUCGUCACAGGUUUAAAAGUUUAUAAAUACUUAGUUGUCUUUUUUAUAGGCAUCGAGAAUAACCUAACUUCAAUUUCAUCCAUUAUGUACGGAGUUCAAGUUUUCGAGAAGUGAAGCUAAAUUUUUGUUUCCGAAAAAAAACUAUUUAAAAUUUUAGAAGUGAUAAUAUGUAUUCUACAUUGUCCGUGAAGCAAGAUUUCGCCUUAGAAGUUUUCGGCAGUGAAGUAACACGUAUAAAAAAGGUAAAAAACUUUCUAACCAACUUUUUGAUUUCAUGACAACUUCAAGGCUUAUUUUUCUAUCUCUCCGGAUUGUGAGGUCGAAUCAAUACCUGCUCAAAUAAAAAAAGAGUCUCUGUUCCCUGAGAAAGAUGCGUUCCACGCGCAGUUCGAACCUUUGGAAGUGAAUUAUUUGAUAUCACACUAAUAGAGCAAGUUGUUUUUUUUCAGAAAUUUGAUAGCAAAGUUGAGUUUUACUUUUUCUGCACAAUACCAAUGUCUCUGGGUUACAAUUCUAUGGUGAAAGUCGAUAUCGUGAAAAGAGGUUCACCCCAAAGACUUCUGUCUAUCCUAUAUUUUCAUUCCAGAGGGCGCCGAAGUCAUUCCCUUCUAUUUAAUCGUUUUGGUCGUUUUCUUGUUCAUGUCGGCUGUUUUUUCGGGCCUGAAUUUGGCAAUUAUGGGUUUCGGCAUCAGCGAACUAAAGGUUAUUUGAAAGUGGAACAAAAAAUGAAACGAUAAUGGAAAAUUACAAAAGUUCUGGAAGUUCUUGGCCGUUGGUUGGGCUUUUGAAUAAUGUAAUGUAUACUUCAUAUGCUGGAAGAGUAUGACGAAGACCGCAAAAACCGUGUCAGAGCCACGAAUGUUCUGACGAUUCGAAGCAAAGGAAAUUACGUUCUGAUAACUAUUAUCGUCGGUCAGUUCUUGAAAGGACUUUUAUUCGAUUGAGUUUUCAGAAUAACUUCAUGGCUACAGAAAAUGUGCUUCCUUUCCAGGAAAUGUGAUUUGCAACACUACGAUCGCUUUGGUAAUAGAGCGGUUGGCACGAAUCUUCGGAUUUGACGAGUCGAGAUUCGUGGAAGUUAUCAUUUCUGCUCUUCAGCUCGUAUUUACUGAAAUCCUUCCUGCUGUCUUCUGCACAAAGUCUAUAAAACUCGUCUUUUUUUUUAAUCUGAGCUUCAGGAACGCUCUUUAUGUAGCCAGUCAGAUGCGCUUCUUGGUCAUUUUCUUCAUGGUCCUAACUUUUCCCCUUUCAUAUCCCCUUUCUAAGAUUCUCAACUGUGCAAUAAGUGAAGGUGAGAAAUAGCAUUUUAAUUAACGAGUCGUAACUAGCCGGGCUGUUAAAACUUUGAACUUUAAAUAUAACGCAUCCUAGUACGAGAUUUAGGCAACGAAAAGAUGCUUUUUGUUUUAUUAUUUUUUCAGAAGAUCUGUCACGGAACCAAGUUGAGAUGGAAGCUUUGGGAAUGAACGAAGGUCCAGAAAACCCGAUGAAAAUGGAGAACGAAAAAGGGUCGCGACUGGCUGUUGCUCAGGUUUCUUGAUAAUGGGAGAAGUUCAAAAAUGGCUCACUAUACAGGUUGUGAGUUUGAUCAAAAACACAAUAAACCUUGCGGAGAAAAGUGCCGCCAACACGAUGACGCCAAUUGACAAGGUUCAUUUCAGACUUUUUCUCUGGAAUUUUGCUUUUUUUGAGUCUCGAAAAUCAGCAGAAAAAUCUUUAGGUGUUCAUGGUUUCGGACCAACAGCUCCUGACAAGAAGCUUCAAAACGGAGCUCGCUCGGAAAAACCACACCAGAGUUCCUGUUUAUGCAGGCUCUAACAAAAACGAGGUUAUUGUCUUUCUGAAACUUCAUUUGUGGGCUCUCAGGUUCGAGGAAUUUUGAAUCUGAAGGAUUUGAUUACGCUGGGAUCUACGUCGAGAUUGACUGCAGGAACGCUUUUGGAUCUGUGGUCCGGCAGCAAUAAGGUCAUCUUUCAGCUUUUGGAAGCAUUAGUAGCAACUUUUUUGAAGCUCUCGUUUUGAGAGUUCGUUUUAUCAGGGAGAGCAACCUUCGAAAAAAAAAAAAGAAAAAAUAUAAUUCUUAAAAAUAAAGUGAGAGCCAAGGAGAGAAUUUUUCGCAUCCUUUCUGAUUAUCCUGUACAGACAAAAAUGUCCUUUUUCAGUUCCGAUAUGUCCUGGACAAGACGCACCUGCCAGGAUUGAUGAAGGAACUGAUGCGAGGGUUCCCCAUGGCGAUCGUCGUGCAAUUCGUUCCGAAGAACAUUCUCACCAUGGCCAGCGUCAACUCCUUCAAUCGCGUCACAGGCAUCAUCACUCUGGAGGACAACCUCGAGGAGGUUCGGAGUAUAUAUCCCUUAUCAGACCUCAGUUUUUCACAGAUAGUAGGAGAAAUCAUGGACGAGAAGGACAUAGAGAAAAAGGAUCCUACGGUUACUGCUCCCAAGAUCCAAGCGGCCCCCAAGGUGACAUCUACUUCUAGUCAUUGAUACAGAAAGGCCUUUGAAAUAGAACUUUUUCUUAAUUAGGCGCAGACUUGUUCUGCGCCAUUUGGGUUUAGGAUGAGUUGGAAAAUCUUUCAUUGAAAUUGUGAAGAACAACCCUUUGAUGUAAUAAUUAAAAUCAUUGAAGUUAGAGUUUAAGAAAACUGGCAUGCCUAAUGAGAAAACGCCUUUACUGGAGGAUUCGCCACCGCCAAAUCAUUCGCCAAUGAUCCCCCUGACGCGUGGGACUUCACCAAAGAAACCGGUCAAAAGUUAGCAAGAUUUUAUUAAUGUGAAUAAAUAGUAGUUUCAGAAGAGAAGAAGGACAAAAAAGAAAGGAAAGAGAAGAAGGACAAUGAAAAAAGAUGACUCGAAUUUUUUCCCUCUUCAUUCGCUUAAUUUAAAACGGCUCGAAAUAAUUAAUAUCAGUUGUCAUGAUCAUGACGCUUCAGACGGGGACGCUCUGUCCCCGCUCAUUUUCUGCCUUUUUUUUUUGUUUAAAUAAACUUAUAAAUUUCGCCUUAUUUCACUUUCAUGCGUUUCCUCUCAUCACAAAAUUUUAAUUGAACUAAACCAAACCCAUUUUUUUACAUGGGUCUUAAAAACGUGCCCAAAAAGGGCUUGAAACUGGUUCAAAAACUAAGCAUGAAUACUAAUAAAUUCCAUAAAUAUAACAAAAAAACGCAUUUGAAAGAAGUUUAUCAACUCAACAAGCAAAAUCAAGAGCCCGAAUCCCGGCGCGUCCCCCAUCACUGCCUGAGAAAAUAAAUUGUUUACUUGGUGUACUGUUGUCUGCGAAUCCGCAAUUUCAAAGUACACUUGCCGCUAUAAUGCACGAUUUAGAUAUCGUUCGAUUUUUUGCUCCCCCUUCUUUUCAUUCAUCGUAUUUUCCUCCAUGAAACCGAUUUGAAUGAACUUUUGUUCAUUUUUUGUCCAUCACAUCAGAAAGUUCUGUAAUCAGUUUGAAAUUAAGAGAUUUACGUUCAGUUGAUUAUCAAACUGGGGAAUACCUCAUUAUUUUGUAAAUAAUGGCCUAAAAUUUACAACUUUUUUGUUUAAUCAGUUUUUUUUUCUUUAAACUAGCGAAAUGAUACGAUCUAUACAUUUUUAAUACUUUAACGCGGUGUUAAAUUUUGUUCCGACAUGAUCUUUCAAUCGAAAUUAUUUUGUUACAUUUAACAUAAUAUUUUUACGUUUUCGAAAAACGUUUCUUCAUCAGGAUUUCACGCACAGAGACGGGAAUGAAAUAAAAUUGGAAAUGAAGUCAUUUGAUUUAUUUGAUUUAUUAUUUCCUUCUAAGAAAGUUUCUCAGAUUUUAUAAAAAUCUAGGUGUUAAUGCUUCUACGCUUAGUUCGUUCUUUUUAAGCGUUUUUUUGUCAGUUAGUAAAAAAAAAAGUAUAGUCUUUUUCGUAGCGGCAGCAUCGAGAAAGCUUUCCUCUCGGGACGUAUGUCGCCAAAACAAACUUUCGCAAUCGAUUUCCUCGUCAUCUCUAUCGCAUUCUUGAUAUGAUUGAAUUUUUUUUCUUUUUCUCUGUUAUACUUAAUGCGAUUAGAGAAGAUAAUUUUCAUUGACGUUUUAAAUAUCCUUGUUUCAUUUUCACCAAUCAAAUGGCACCCAUACCGGUGGGAUAGUGCACGAAUUCGCACGCAUAGUUACCCCUUUUUAAAAAAAUGUAAUGCACAAUUUUUUUGUCUAAAGUAGUUUUGAAAUCAGUUGGCGAUCAAUUCAGCUUUUCAUUCGAUCUUUUCGUUGCUAUUUUUAUUUCAUGUUGAAAAAUUAAUUUAUUUUUUUCAGGGUUAUUGCUCUUUUUUUGAUGGAAAAAUAAUUCGAAAGACAAUGGAGGCAGUAGAAAUGCUGCUGUAAGUAACUCGACGGGUGGUCGCUACGUGCCUCCGCACCUCCGCGGGCAGCGUGAUUCGCAGCCUGCCGAACGCGACUCAAAUGGCGGAGGUCGCGGAGGUUACGACGACCGCGACCGUGGCUACGACAAUGGUCGCGAUCAUGGACCUCGGGGCGGCGGGUGAGUUCUGAGCAAGUAAAAUUGGUCGGCUCAAGUUUUUUUUGUACAUUCAAGAUUCUAUAGAUAGCUAUUCUUUUAGAUAAAGUAGUAAGAAAAACCCCAGUUUCAUUUUUUUGCUCUGAAAAAAAGAGCUCUCAUAGCAGGGAUUAUGUAAAGUUUAAAGAAAAUUAUUUUUCAGUUUUCGGCGAGGCGGUGGGAGCUACGACAACCGUGACCGCGGUUUUGGCGGAGGCGGUGGCGGACGUCAGUACGACGAUCGCCGCGACGACCGCCGUGACGACUAUAAUCGCGGCUACAAUGGUCGCGACAGUGGCGGUCGCCGCGAUCGCGACUCUGGUUUUUUCAACCGCGAGUAUAGUCGAACGUAAUGCUUUCUAAUAACCAGCCUGACAAUAAUGACCUUGUUUUCAGUGACUCCUAUGAAAGCCGCGGAUCUACGAGAUCUUACGAUGAUAGGGGCGGCAAUCAAAAGUAAGUUUGAGAAGGAAAAGUGUACUGAAAAGAUUGUUUGCGUAGUAUGUACUUGCCAAUAUUCACAAAUGAAAACGGGAUGGAACAUUGUCCUUGGUAUAUAUUGGCGCCUUUCGAAUUUCGGACAGAUGUUAAGGAUAAAAUGAGCAGUGGCAGAAGAUAUAUUUUUUCACUCUUUAAUUGUAGAUUUCUUUCAGCUUCAGAUAGCUUCUGAGAAGAACAUAUAUGGUUUUGCAAUUCGGAGAUUCCCGAAUUUCUUAGAGAAUAAGAAAUCAAUGAAAUCGCUUGAGUAUCUCUUAUGUAAUAAAAAUUGAACUUGAAAUGAUAUCUUAACAUCAUUUGUGAAUUUUUCGUAAAGCAAGCAGAAUAAUGGAGCGGUUGCAGCUCUCGCUCAGCUGGACUGCGCGACGACCAACAGGCGCCGAAAUGGGAGCGACAGCUGCCGCGAGACGAGGCGAUCGAACGCGAAUUGUUCUCCGGACAACUCUCUGGAAUCAACUUUGACAAGUACGAAGAAAUUCCGGUUGAGGCCACUGGACAGGACGUUCCGCCGUCCAUCAACUUGGUGCGUUUUUAGAAUGGAAGCAAAAAAAAAACUCAUCAUAAGUUUUUAUAAGUCUGCCCAAAAAAAUCUUAGUUAUUGAAAUUUCGUAGAUCAUUUGAAAGGUUAAACUGCGAUAUUUUUUUAAAUAGAAAUAGGCGGUUCUGGAUCAAAGUUUCAAUUUUUUUUUUUUGCAGGUUGCAUCUUGAACAGUAUAUCUCGAGCUAGGAAAAAUUCCAAUCUUCAUGAAACUUGAAUUUUCAGUUCUCGGAUCUGAAGUUACACGCGUGGAUCGAAGAGAACAUCAAGUCGGCCGGCUACGAUCGUCCAACGCCGGUCCAAAAGUUUUCGAUACCCGCGCUGCAAGCUGGAAGAGAUCUCAUGUCUUGCGCUCAGACAGGAUCCGGAAAAACGGCAGCCUUCCUCGUUCCUGUGGUCAACGCUAUUCUUUCGGUUUGGCAUUCUGUGCAAGUUUGAGUGGCAUUGAUGAUUUGCAGGACGGCCCUGAAAUGGUCAAGAGACCGACGAUGAGCAGCGGCGGACGACGACGUCAGUAUCCUUGCGCUUUGAUUCUGUCGCCAACUCGAGAAUUGUCUCUUCAGGUUCGGCUUCUUCUCUUCUCAGUUCUGCAAACAAUUUUCGCUUUAAGGGCGAUUUUUUUGUUCAGCCAGUUUAUGCGUUUGUAUUUUAGUAAAGAAAAAUUAACUUGCUCGUAAUUUUCAUCUUUACCUCCAUUUCGUACUCCACAUGUAAAGUCUAUUCUCUGGCGCUUUUUGAACGAGAUCUUCAGAGUUGCAUAUGUUUGAGCGAUGAAUAUCAAGAGAAACGAAAAUUCAGAUCUACAACGAGUCCCGGAAGUUUGCCUACAGAACGCCGAUCACGUCAGCCCUAUUGUACGGAGGCCGAGAAAAUUACAGAGACCAGAUCCACAAACUUCGCGUUCGUCCAUUUUGUGCUCAAAAAGGACUAUGGAUUUUUUUGUGCAGCUCGGAUGUCACAUUUUGAUCGCAACGCCUGGCCGUCUUAUCGACGUCAUGGAACAAGGCCUGAUAGGCUUGGACGGGUGCCGAUAUCUGGUUCUUGACGAAGCCGACCGCAUGCUUGACAUGGGUUUCGAGCCUCAGAUUCGCCAGGUUGGGUUCUGGUGGACUUUGAGAAUUUGAAAAGCGAAAAGCCUUUGUUUUCUAAUAAUUUGAUAUUUUUCUGGUUACGAAUAAGAUUGAAAGAUGAUAUAUAUUUAAAGUAAAGAGAAGGAAUUAUUACAUCUUUUUCUUUUCGGUAACAGAAAUGGCCAAAAACUUCAAAAAUGGCAAGAAAAGAAUUAUAAUGCGAUAGAACAACCAUCUCUCAAAAAUCAAGGUCUUUACUAUCUUUGUCGGAUCAGCUAACUCGGCAGUUUUUUAUGAUGAAAAUGUUAAUUUUCAACUUUGUUUUUCUUGCAGAUUGUCGACAUGUCGGCUAUGCCACCCAAAGGCGAGCGUAUCACUGCCAUGUUCAGCGCCACGUUCCCCAAGGAGAUCCAGAUUCUGGCUCAGGACUUUUUGAUGCCGAACUACGUAUUCUUGGCUGUUGGUCGCGUGGGGUCUACGUCUGAGAACAUUGUUCAGAAGGUCUUUUUGGAUGUGCCCCAAUGCAAUGCGAACGACCUUGUUCUUGUUCAGAUUGUUUGGUGUGAAGAACACGAGAAGCGGUCCUAUUUGAUGGAUCUUCUCGACGCCAGCGGACAAGGCGCCUUGACUCUCGUCUUCGUCGAAACGAAGCGCGGAGCUUCGGACCUAGCCUAUUACCUUUCCAACCAGAACUACGAGGUCGUCACCAUCCACGGAGACUUGAAGCAGUUUGAGCGUGAGAAGCAUCUCGAGUCCUUCAGGUAUGUCAAUCAGUUAAAAUUCUCCUACAAGGAAAAAAACAUUCUCAUAAAAUGGUUCUUAUACAGUUUUCUGAAAGCUAUUUGGCUCAUAGAAAGGGUCUGCUACAUUUUGAUGCUGAACUGAAUGUGGAAUGAAUAGCUUUUUUCAAAUUUAGAUGGUUAAUCGUUAAUUUCCACGAAAGCGACUUUUAAGUUCAACAUAAAUUUAUUCUGUUAAGAUCGGUAGUUUCUACUAUUUUCGCGAAAAAAUGGAAUGGGGGGGGGGGAAGAAGAAACAGAAAAAGCGGAAAAGGAGUAUUCGAAAGUUUAAGAUGCUUUUCUAGGGCGUAUCUUCACAAUCCGUUACUCUGGAAAUAGGCUUAGUAAUGUGGAAUUUCUUGAACUUAGCAGUUCAUCCAAGAGUCAUCCCGAGGGUAUCCCGAGAAAAAACAAUUAUGGCGUUUGUUCUACUCUAUUUGAAGUUCCAAGUCAAGCUGAAAUUUUUUUCAAAUGAGAAAGCUUAGGUUUCAUUAUCUUACCGACCAACUUUAUUCCUACGAAACACAUGUUUUCAAUAUUGAUCGUUAAAAAAGAAUCUCAAAUUUCACUUCGCAACAGAAAAAAGAUAGGUACACAAAAACAAUAUGGCUAAUCUUCAGAAAUUUUUACAACAGGAGUGAAUUUUUAAGAUUAAAUCUCUUUUAGCAAGAUUUUAUAGUUAGCCGCUUUCGAUUUUUUUUUAUAAAUGGAUUUCGAUUUUUUUCAUAAAUAUUCGAAAUUUUUUCAGAGAAAUUUGAAAGUUUCCUCAACUCUAUUCGGUUAUUUUUCUUUUUGGUGUGACUGGAAAGCUUGAUCUGUUGUGAAAAAAAAAAUUGCACUUUUCGGUUUUCUUUCCGUAAUAUCGAUAAAAAAAAACUGUACAAUUUUGCAACGGUUCCAUGUGAAACAACUUUUUUUUUCAUUCUAGGAGCGGAUCUGCACCGAUUUUGGUGGCUACCGCCGUUGCUGCGCGUGGUCUCGACAUCCCGAACGUCAAGCACGUCAUCAACUACGACCUUCCUUCUGACGUCGACGAAUAUGUUCAUCGUAUCGGCCGUACCGGUCGUGUCGGUAAUGUCGGUAAGCGUCAGACCCAUAGAGAAUCGUGGCCUAAUUCGCUCCGUGGGCAGGUCUCGCCACCUCGUUCUUCAACGAUAAGAACCGCAACGUCGCCCGAGAACUGAUGGAUCUGAUUGUCGAGGCCAACCAGGACCUUCCCGACUGGCUUGAGCGCAUCGCUGGCGAUGCUCGCUCUGGCGGCGGAUUCAGAAGCGGUGGACGUGGCCGUGGAAAUCGCUUCGGAGGUAUUGCUAUACAUCUUACUUUGUUUUAUCAACAACAGAAGAACGGGAUAUUAUCAAAAAUACAUUUCUCUUACCUAUAGCUAUCAAAAUUGUCUGAUUGCGACUGGACGCAUACAAUAAAUUUAUUUAAAGAUUGGAAAUUUUGGAAUUCCAGCUCGUGAUCACCGUUACCAGAACGGCUCAAACGGCGGCGGUGGCGGCUCCGGCUCCUACGGCGGUCAGAGUCAGUCGCGCAGCGGCGGCGGUGGCGGAGGCUUCAACAGCGCUCCGCAGCGUCAGCAGAGAUCCGGCGGCGGCGGAGGCUCAUCGCAGGAUUGGUGGGGCAACUGA
Molecule: messenger RNA, 9351 nt
Organism: Caenorhabditis auriculariae
Lineage: Eukaryota; Metazoa; Nematoda; Chromadorea; Rhabditida; Rhabditidae
Source: the annotation of a GenBank genome assembly